UCAGAAAGGGCAUUCAGUUAGUUACGAAGCGCUACAGUACAUUGUCGUUGUACGUACGCAGCUUGGUACGGCACAGAUAUUGGUCGCGCGGAGCAGCUCGGUCGCGUGUGUGGACUCCCGCCAUUUUCACGAGAAGAACAAAACAAUUUUUAUUAACUAAUUCAAAUUUUGUGACCGUGCUUUUUUUCGAUUUUACGAAAAAAAUUGUUGGAGAUGAUUGUUUUGUGACGUAUGAAAACACAAGGAGUGUCUUCGCGACGACAUGAACAAGAAAGGUCACAAGAAGAAGCAAAAGAAGAGGGGCAAGAGCGAUGGACGAAACAAGGAGAAUAUCUUGCAUUCUGACAAAGAAGAAAUAGAAGAAGUCUCAACAGCCGAUGAGAAGAAAAGUCUAUGUUAUGAAAUCAAAUACUCUGAUGUUAUGGGCAGGUACAUUGUGGCAGCAAGAGACAUCAAAGCCGGAGAAAUCAUCAUAGAGGAACCGGCUUUAGCUGUUGGACCUUGCACGGGCUGUGCUCUCAUAUGCCUCGGAUGCUACAGGGAAAUAGACGAAAAUAAUAUUAACAAAUGCAAAAACUGCAAGUGGCCAGUUUGCAGUGGUUCGUGUCCCGGACAAGGAAAAUACACAGGUCAUUCGACUUACGAAUGCGAAACGUUGCGAAGUAUACCUCCAGACUACUCCAAACUUGAAGAUUUGAGGGAUUCCUACCAAGCAUUGAUGCCGUUAAGAUGUCUACUUUUAAAGAAGGCAGAUCCUCCGAAAUGGCAGGCUUUAUCAGCUAUGGAAGCCCACAAUGAGCUCCGACGGGCGAGAGGAGAUAUUUGGCCGACGAACGAGAAGAAUGUAGUGCAAAGGAUCAAGAGCUGGGGUCUGGAAUACGAUCCCGAGGAAAUACACACUGUCUGUGGGAUUUUAGAGGUUAAUGCCUUCGAAGUGGGUGGUAGCGGGGCGAACGCUCGUGCUCUUUACGAUCGAGCCUAUCUCUUGGCCCACGACUGCACUCCCUCCACGACACACACGGACUCCGAGAGGACUCCGGGCAGACCUAUAACCGUCAGAGCUUCAAUAGCUCAUAAAGCCGGAGACUUGAUCUCUUUGUGUUACGCUUACACGCUGCAGGGUACACUAAAACGUCGUGAGCACAUAAAGCACAGCAAGUUCUUCUGGUGCUCGUGCCGGCGAUGCGCGGACCGCGCCGAGCUCGGCACCUCCGCGUCCGCCUUCCGCUGUCCGCGGUGCGCGGGCGCAGUGCUACCCGAGCGGCCCCUGCAGCGUGACCAGUCCUGGGCCUGCACCCGCGACCACUGCCACUACACCAUGCCGGCCGCCGCCGUGCACUUGCUGCUGCAGAGGCUCACAGACGAAUACGACCAGAUUGACGCGAAUGACGUUCCGGGCUUCGAGAAUUUCCUCCACAAGUACAGGAACGUGUUGCUGCCCAGUCAUUACCUUUGUCUCUCGGCGAAGCACUCCCUCAGUCAGCUGUACGGAAAGGUCACAGACUACAUGAUACACGAGAUGCCCGAUACUGAACUGAAUAGAAAAAUAGAGAUAUGCAGAGAUCUGAUGAAAGUGUUUGAUGUAAUCGAACCCGGAUAUUCGAGGUUGAGAGGUGUAACUUUGUACGAACUGCACGCGCCUCUAAUGAUAUUGACAACAAGAGACUUCGAAAAGAAAGCGAUAACGAAAGAGAGUCUUCGGAAUCGUCUUAAAGAGAUAGUACAGUAUUUACAAGAAUCGGCCCUGAUCCUCGGGUUCGAACCAGCGCACUCAUCCGAAGGUCUCAUGGCGGCGGCCGCAAGAGACGCCCUGAAAAAAAUCAAAACAUGGGAGCAGAUCAUCGGCAAGAUAUCCUGAAGCGUGCCCUGACAAAAUCAACUCAAUUACGGAGAAUAAAAUCGUGAAUUUUAGCGUUAUGUUCUUUUAUUCGGAGCAAAGGAACAAGACAAGUUAUUCAAGUUCUGGUGAAUUCCCGAAAUGAUUAAAUGUUAUUCUUUUAAUAUUUUUCCACUGCACUCCUUACUUUUUUUUUUAUUUGACAUCACAGCGGGAUUACCGUCGCCUAUCUUGAGGCUUGAGGUCAAAUUCUCAAUUGUAUUGUAUGGCUAUUGUCCCAGUUAA
Molecule: messenger RNA, 2122 nt
Organism: Bombyx mandarina (wild silkworm)
Lineage: Eukaryota; Metazoa; Arthropoda; Insecta; Lepidoptera; Bombycidae
Gene: SmydA-4
Product: SET and MYND domain containing, arthropod-specific, member 4
Source: RefSeq, a predicted model, not a curated record